This is a messenger RNA of Melanotaenia boesemani (Boeseman's rainbowfish), 1709 nucleotides long. Its product is annotated as arylamine N-acetyltransferase, pineal gland isozyme NAT-10-like. The record is from RefSeq and is a predicted model, not a curated record. Gene Ontology annotation, molecular function: acetyltransferase activity. The transcript has a single exon. NCBI's taxonomy places the organism in Eukaryota, Metazoa, Chordata, Actinopteri, Atheriniformes, Melanotaeniidae. Bases 93 to 1097 code for a protein of 334 amino acids.
CAGCUGUGUUUACAUCAGAUUUUAUCAGCUGCAGAAGUUUAAACUAGUCCAGAAAGGCAUCACCAAAGACGUCACAAGAAGGGACAGUGCAGAUGCUACUUUUUGAAGAUGUUUCUUCAGUGUCUACUUGUUUUCAGGCUGCUGAGACUGAUUUAAGAGUGGAUGUGUGGAUGUGUAACAGAGACAUAAUUAAUCCAUGUAAUGGCCUGCAUUUUACAGGCAACAUGAAUUUGGAGGAGUACUUCCAAAGAAUUGGUUUCCAUGGCUCUUAUGAUAAAGUGGAUCUUGCUACACUGAAGUUGAUCCACAAACUGCACGUCAUGUCGAUUCCUUUUGAAAACCUCAGCAUUCAGUGUGGUGAAAAAAUCAUCAUGGACCUUGAGGUGAUUUUCAACAAGCUAGUGAGGAGCAGCCGUGGAGGCUGGUGUCUGGAAAACAACUUCCUGUUUGGAUGGGUGCUGAGAGAAAUGGGCUUCAACACCACAACCUUAGGAUCCAGAGUUUUCAACAGUAUUCUGAAUGGCUUUGGUACUACGGAGGAUCAUCUCAUUAACAUGGUUUUGAUUGAUGAGAAGGCUUAUAUAGCAGAUGUAAGCUUUGGGGUGUCAUCCCAAAUAUGGGAGCCACUGGAGCUGAUGUCUGGAAAGGACCAACCACAGGCAGCGGGGGUCUUUCGUCUCAUUGACAAGGGGGACAUGUGGGUGCUGGAGAAGACUGGCAGAAAACCAGACGUUGUUAAUGCUUCAUUUACCAAGUCAAGUCUGGUGAGCAGGAAGGAGAUAAAACAGAUCUACUGCUUUACACUGGAGCCCCGUGAGGCUCAAGAUUUCUUUGAGAGAAAUCACAUACUUCAAACAGAUCCAACCUCUCUGUUCACUAACAAGUCCAUCUGCUCUUUGCAAACACCAACAGGAUUCAAAGCUCUGGUUGGCUGGACCUACAGUGAGGUCGCCUACAAACCUGAGGAAGGUAUUGAUGUGUUGGACAUGAGGGACAUACCUGAUGAUGAGAUAGAGCAAAUUCUGAGGGAAAACUUCAACGUGAAGCUGCAGAGCAAACUAAAGCCUGUGAACAAGAAAGCAGAUUACACACUCUGAAAAGUUCUCACUGAGCGAUCACACACAAAAAACAACUAUUUUACUGAUUGCUUUCCUGUUCGCAAUCUGUAUGAAAUUUCCUAUUUUUAUAUGUAUGAUGGGCAGAUGCAUAUUUGGUGGAAAAAUGAACCAAAGAUCAGGUUGUAUUGAUAAUGUAACAAGCUAGCUACCUAAAAUUUCUAAUGCUUUUAAAAAGUCUCAUUUGUAUUUUGUCUAUUCAAUCAUAUUUCUGUUUGAAUGUUAACUUUUUUAUUUACACAGCUGAUGUGCAAACAAGACAGUAGUUAUAAAUGAAUGCAUCUAAGUUUGUGUAAUACGUGAAUACUCCAUUUCGCCUCCGGCCUGCUCCGGACAGAAGGUCAGGUCUUGGUCAUAUAAACUCAAUUCUAGAUCAACAAGUGUUGCAUAAAACAGCCAAAACUGGUGUUUACCUGAUUCUUUCUUUUGUCUGAUUUUGAGCCUUAACAUAAUAAACAUACUUUGCAAAUGGCUCACUAUGUGGAUCUUUAGUUAUGACCAAUUACUCACUUUACAAGAAGUAUUUACUACAUAUUUUUCUUUAGGAUUGCAUGGUUGUGUUUUGAUUAGCACCGUUGCCUUACAGUAAUAAAG